This is a messenger RNA of Paramecium sonneborni, 253 nucleotides long. The record is from the annotation of a GenBank genome assembly. NCBI's taxonomy places the organism in Eukaryota, Ciliophora, Oligohymenophorea, Peniculida, Parameciidae.
AUGAAAAUACAUUUAAUAUUAGUUCUUCUAAUAGCAGUCAAUACUCAAUCCUUUUUGAAAGAGUCAGCAUAAUAACUAAUAAUUCCUUUUGCUCCUAUAAUGAUCUAAGAAGUUGUGUUAUAAUAAGAGACUGAAACAGCUAUGGCUCCAGAAUAAGAAUAUUUCUAUAAUCCAGAAACAGUCUUAAAUUCUGCUAAAGAACAAUAAAUUUUGAGAGGAGAAUUAUAAGUAAAAUUUACCAGCUAAAGGUGAG